Molecule: messenger RNA, 10128 nt
Organism: Gryllus bimaculatus (two-spotted cricket)
Lineage: Eukaryota; Metazoa; Arthropoda; Insecta; Orthoptera; Gryllidae
Source: the annotation of a GenBank genome assembly
UAAAUCGAUUUAUUAUUGAGACUAUAUUCUUUAGACUGUAAUUAACAUAUAAGCUUAAUUAUAGAACUGUCAUGUUAAUUGGACAUUAACUAUUUUCCCCCUUUUUGUUGCGUAAACCCAUACGUCGCUUUUUAUCAUAAUAGCAGGUCUCUGAUUUUGGGCAGAACAGAUCCUGCUCAAAGAAAAAAAUAUUUGAUGAUUCAUACAGAUUUACAGACACCAACAUCAUGUGCUGAUUCCAUUAUUUGAAUGAAAAUGCCAACUUCAGUGAACCUUAUCUAUGCUGAUAAGAAAUAGAUUUGAAUCUUCCCGCCUUCUUUGUCCAUCACAGGUUCUAUUGGGAUUUUAAAGUCGGGGCUAUUGCUGUCACAUGAAUUCUUUUUAGGAUACGUGACAGCUGCGUGUUGUGGUAGCCUCUACUCGCCAACUUGUGACACCUAUUGGGAGGCACCUCAGUCUGGAAGUGAUGGAGGAUAAUAAAAUGAAGGAAGGAUUUCUAGAAAAAGGAAAUGCGAAUUUUGAAUCUCGAGUUUAUGAGAAAAAGGAUUCCCUUCUAGAUCAUAUGGAGAUUAAUGUAAUAGAAGCUGAGAAGAGAGAAAAUGGAGCAUUGAACAUUAGAGAUUUCUACACAGUUUAUCUUAUAGAAACAAAAGUCACAGACCCUGAAUUUAAUGGAGCAUUUAGUAAAAUAAGUGCAUUGUGGCGACGCUAUAGUGAGUUUGAACUUCUGAGGACUUACUUGGAAGUAACAUAUCCAUAUGUUGUAUUACCACCUUUGCCUGAAAAGAAAGUGAUGUAUACAUGGCAGAAGGUUGCUUCAGAUACAUUUGAUCCAGACUUCGUUGAUCGUCGAAGAGCAGGUUUAGAGAACUUUUUACUCCGUGUUGCAUCUCAUCCUGUUAUAUCACAUGACCACUUAUUCAUUGGAUUUUUACAACAAGAAGAAGGUUGGCGAGAAAGUAUCAAAGAAACAGGAUAUCUGCAAUUAGCAGAAUCAAAGUUGAAAGCUCUUAGUGUUUCUGUCAGAUUAAAACAGCCAGAUAAGAGAUUUGAAGCAAUAAAGAACUAUGGCAAUGAGUUGCAGAGCAAUCUCAGUAAUUUAUUGCGUGUUAGAGCCAGAAUGGUGGAACGCUUAUAUGGUAUUCAUAAAUUACAUGCCAAUUACGGGCGUAUAUUCAGUGAAUGGAGUGCAAAGGAAAAAGAAAUGGGUGAUGGUUUGCAGAAAGCAGGUCAUUACCUUGAUUCGUACGCUGCAGGUAUUGACAUUCCACUUGAGGAAGAGGAACUUUUUGCUGAUCAGUUGAAAGAGUAUCUUUUCUUUGCUGGUGCAUUACAGUCUGUAUGUCGACGCCAAGAAAUGUUACAGUAUCAUUUGGAAAGAGCAGAAAGCGCUGUAGCUUCACGUACCACUGAAAAAGACAACGUGCAGAAAGGCAAAACAGGGUUGAUGACAAGAUUAUUUGGGUCAGCUGACACUGAUGAAGUUCGUGAAUUGAAAGUGAAUUUACUGGACCAGAGAAUUCAAGAAGGGAAAAGCAGUAUUAGAAAUGCUCAGGAAGAGUUAAAUGAUUUCGCUGCUAAUGCCUUAAUUGAUAUUGAACGAUUCCAGCAUCAAAAGGUUAUUGAUCUUCGUGAAACCCUGGCUGGUUAUGUUGUAUUACAGGUGAAAAUGUGUCGCAAGGGUUUACAGACUUGGACCCACAUCAGGGAUUGCUUGGAAGCUAUUCCAUAAAGCCAGGGAGCAGAGUGGAUUCAAUGUGCUGAAAUUUAUGGCAGUGUUGUAACUUGUCUUUCUCUCUGAUUUGUGGUAAACUAGUUUGGGAGGUUGCUUGUAUUGCUAUUCACUGCAUCACUUCAUUUCCUUUGUUGAUUUAAUUUCAAAAAUAAAUUUAUGAGAAUUCUGAUUUACAAUGGUUUCAAGGUUGUGAAUCAGAAUUAUUAUGAGAUAUUUUUGUUGUCAUGAAGUUAUGCAAUGUUGACUGUUAAAAUAAGAGUUGCUGUUAUCUUAAUUGUUGAAAUUAAAUUAUUGAUCUGAUAAACAUAGGUAUGCUGAAUGAGUAUAUGAUUAUAAUAUUAGUAUCAUCCUUCUUUAGUGAAAUCGGUUUCAAAUGUACAGUUACGACUUCUCAGUUUGGAAAUGGUAUUUCCGCUAGUUGACAGUCAAAAGAAAUUUUAAAUGCAAAGCAUUCCAUUAUGAAAUAAAUUGAAAUAUAAUUAUUUUGGUUUAGAAUAUCUAUAUCUUGGGAAAUUCUUUUGAAUAAUGUAUUUCAAAUGGAUCACUGAGCAGAUUGUUGCAGUCUUUGAUAAAUUAGUUCCUUAAAUCUAAUUUUUUGCCGUGUAAAUGAAGCUCAUUAUAUUUUCAGUUUAUAUUGUGUUAAUUUUAAAUGUGAAUUCGUAUUUCAAAGGGAGUGAAAAUAUUACUAUUCUAAUGGCAGUUGAGAUCUUAAAUUUCUUUCUUAUUGCUCUGUAUACAUGUUGGCUCGCAUAAAGAGUUAAUUUACAAUUAUACAUACUGUUAAAUAGUGGUCUUACCAUUUCACUCAUUUUGUGAUCUCAUUGAAGAACAAUCGAAUGAUGUAGGACAUUUCUGUGUAUUAUUAUUUUUUGAAUUCUUUUUAAAUGUCAAUUAUUUUCAUAAGGGUUUAAUGUGUUGUGCAAGAGUGAUGCAAAAGUUUCUGUGGCAUCUGUUCUCUAAUAUGUAAGUAAUUUAUUUCACUGUGAUAUGUGAUAUUGCUUGUGUGUGCAAGUGUUAAUGCACUUGCUUAAUAUGUAUAAAAUUUGUUCAUCCAAAAAAUGGAUUGAUCAUCAUUAAUUGAUAUCCUAUAACAUGCAAUAUUAAUAAUGUUGCAGAAGAAAAAAACAUUUUAUUUAAUAUACAUGUGAAUUUCUAAAAAUUGUACAUGUCAAAAGUUGUAUUUUCAUGUAAUUAAUUAGAAUUUUAUGCUUUAUUAUUUGAUAUACAUUGUUUAAUUAAUGAGUUAAAAGAGAGUGAUAACGAAGACCAGAGAGAAGGAAAUAUUUUCUGAGCAUUAAUUCCUUAUAUAACAUUCAUUAAAAUGCUAUCAUAGUUUAGAAGUAUGUCUGUAUUAUCUAAUUCUCUGAAGUGAAAGAAUGGAAAUUAAAUUGAUAGUUCAGAACACAAUUUAACAUAGAAUAUUAGCUUAGAUUGCAGAUUUUAAUUUGACUGUGAAAUUAUGUGUUCUUGGCAUCUGUUUCCCCUGUAAGAAAACUUAUUGUUUAUUUACACUCUUGAUGAUGUUACACAAGGAAUUAUUGCUCUAAUGCAUAUUGUAUAAGUGACUAGGAUGCUGCUGGUCAACACUAAAAAUAUUUUUGUGUUGAUAAACUUAAUUAGGAAACCAAGAAUAUUCACAUUAUUGAAUUGUCCAUAUUGAAAUAUAAGUCUUAUUUUAAUGUGAAACACAAUCCUCAAAACAGGAGUCCAAUUUUUGUUGUGUACAUUUCCAAGACCUGUUUUUCUUUCAAAUAUUAUGAAGAUUUUGAAUAUCAGUUACAGUGAAUCCUUUUAGUAUUUCUCGUAGAAUUGAGAGAAAAAGAACAUUGAGUGGCUGAGCUAAGCAAUUCAUGUUGUGUAAUUCGGUCUGCAAAGUUGAAAAUUUAUAAAUUUCUUUUUUUCCCCAAAAGGCUGUUUCACCUUGAUUCUCAAAAAAGAUUAACCACAUACUCAGAACCCACUGCUUUAUAUAAGUGAUUGCCUCAUAUAAGUUAGUCCACAAUCUCAUGGCGUGAAGGUCACUUAGCUCUGGUUUCGGAAUUGACAUUUUUAAAUGCAUAAAGAAUAUUCUAAGACAGAUAUAUGCAUCUAAUGUUAUAACUAUUUUCUUUUAUUAUAAAAGCCAUCAAAAUUAGUCAAUAAAAUGCAGUGUUGGCCUAAAAGUCACUGUCAGGUAUACAAUGUGCUUAAACUAGAAUCUUACAAGACUGAUGACUGCCUGAUGAGUUUUUCUGAGAAGGCAUUUCAACAGCUUUUUCAAGAGGUUCUUUAACUUUCCACCUGAAUGGUAGUAUAAUGGUUUAGAGGCAGGAAAUUGGAUUGAGAUGCAACAGGAAGACGAGCAAGAAUUCUGGAACAUUCCAUAUAGUUACCAUUAUACUUAUAAUUAAAAUGCAAAUCAGUGGCUCCGAGAUCAUGGAUAGAAUAAAAUAAAAAAGUAUUGCAAGAUAUUGAUAUUGUAUCAUCCGUUUGAUGUGUAAUUAAAAAACGUGUAUUGGAUGAUGGUAUAUUACAAACAAAACGCCUAUUAAUGGUGAACGUUGGAACAGAUUUGGUCAGUUUUGCUUACUUUCAUUUGUAAGCAAAUGUACCCCGGAGUUGUAUCUGUUUUUAUUUGUGAUAUUGAUAUUAAUUUUUUUUAUAUAUAAGUACUUUUAUUUUGAAUUGUAUCAUAUCUCUGCAAAAUGAACACAUGCCUUCUGUGAGCAUUUGCACCUGCUUUUGAACUUAUUCAAAUUCUACAUCCCAUAAAGCUGUUUAUAUAAUCAAAAUAGUGGCAAACAAUUCCCGCACAACAAAUGCUAGUCAUUUCCUAAGUGUAUGCUAAUCCUACAUCUUCAUUCUUUUUCUUCAAACAUGUAGAAGUAAUUUUGGAUACAAAAAGUAGCUUUUCAAAGAUAAAUCUGUGCUGUAUAUAUAAUAUGUGACUGACAUCCUUGGAGGUAAUCUGAAAUACACAUUUGGCAUUUAAUACAAGAUAGUCUCCAAAGCUGAGAUUUUCAUUACUGAGCUGAUCAAUAAUUAUUUCUUUCUUUCUUGAAAUAUUGGAUAGAAUCCAACUCUCUUAAUGAACAUACAUUGAAGGGAAAUUUCUGAUUUCACAAUAUUUAGAAAAAAGUCUAUUAUUCAACUUUAUAUAUAAACUUGGUAAAUUAGAACAUUUGUCAUUAUUUGAAGUUAUGUAAAAACAUUAAUUUUAUACUUCUGACAAAAAGGAAAUUAUUCUGUAGAAAAGGUUAGAUCUUUAAAUAACACAAAUUCUAAACUGGUAACAAUAUCUUUGUAACAGUAACAUUUCUAUGGAUUGUUUAUAUGUAAUAUAAAAGCCAAAAACAUUGCACAUUCCUUGGCAGUGGGAGAAACAUUAAUUAUUGAGUUUACACAUUAUUUCUAAUAAAUCAUUAUAUUGAAAGAUAUUUGACUUUGGAAUUGAUAUGGGAAACUUGAUUUGUUUAUGGAGUCAUGCUCAAAACAAUGACAAAUUUCCAGAGUAAUUGUGUUCUUACUAGGCCUAGGGUGCAGAAACUUGGAACAUAACAAAAAUACAUCUGAUGUUACUAGACCCUUUGCAAGUUUCUGCAAGAAAAAUCUUCCAAAUGUUAUUUGUUGUAUAUUCAGUUAUUUACAGGAAAACUUGUGUUGAAUGCAUAAUUGUUAUAUGUACCUGAAUUUGGAACACAUUAGGAGACUUAUCUGAUGUACCAAUCCUUGAAUGUGAUGUUUGUGCUGCAAAGCUUGAUUAGAGCAUUUAUUACUUUCAAAUUCAUUGCAGGUCGAUGAGCUUCAAUCGCUAUGUAGGUCAGUUUGCAAAAAAAAAAACAUUUUGAGAGAAAUAUUUAUUGAAUGAGAUGCUAUUUUCACCACUAAUAUUCAAGGCAAUAUUGUAAAUUUUUACUAUGCCAAAAAGAAAGGGAGAAUUUUUAUGUCAACAAAUUAGAACUUUUGCAGCUUUUUACUCUGAACAAUUGACAUUCACUUAAUGCCUAAGAUUUUUGAGGAUGGAUUAUUUGUAUUUUAGUAGAUACUCCUAUACUUGGGUUGUUUUUUCAUACUAAAAUGUAUAUCAACAAGUUUUUCAUCUCUCUUGCAGACAUCAGAAUACCAUGCAAUGAGAAUUUUUCUGAUGAAGUUUCUUUUCUAUAAUUAGUCAUCAGAUGUAAUAAAUUUUGUGACCAAAUUCUCAGUACUUUUUGAUACAUUCAAAUAUAAAUAUUUUGUAAAACCAGAUGCGGAUCCACAGGGGAGGAAAUUCUCCACCCCCCCAAAUUGUUAGUAACUAUUGAUUUUAAGUUGUCCCGAAUCUUUAAAGCAAAAGUUUUUUUUAGAUAAUCGUCAGUGGCAUAGUUGUGACACCAAUUACAAAAUUUCAUAGUUGGAAUUAUAUAAUUUCAAAGAUUUAAUUAAAAAUUAUAUAUUCAGUGGCUACUUUUCUCUUGAUGGGUGAACUGUUCAUGGAAAUGGAGGUAAUACUAACAAAAUUAGAUGCAGUAAGCUUAGAUUUUGAUGAAAUUACACACAAGUUUGCCACCCUUAAAUUUCAGAAAGUGUUUUUAAAAAACAUGCAAUUAUUUAAAAUUAUAUUUCAGUUACUUUGAAUUAGAGAAAUUUUUUUGUGUUAAAUUAAAUACUAACUAAUGUCAUGUGCAAAUAAAACUUACUUUAUAUUAAGUACUGUAUAAACUAUUCAGUAACAUAUUUUUAUAUUUAAUUUAUGUGAGUAGGGGUGAUACCAUCAAGUUUUGCCCCAGAUGACAGCAACUGAAGCUACACCACUGUGUAUUAUAUAAAUAUAUUUCUGAACACAAUUCAUAAUUAUAUAUAACAAUCACCCUCUCAAUAUGCCUCUGGAUCCGCCCCUGGUAAAACCUAUGAUUUUAGAAUAUACUCGCAAUCAAAUUUCACUUUGCUCCUUGUCAUUGAUACUACUGUAAAUCGAGCAUUUAAGUAUUUUUCUAAAUAUUUUCCUGCACAACACAAUCUUAGAUUUUCAUACAAAAAAAUGUUUGGUUGAAAAUAUGCUUCAAACAUUUGGAUAUCCUGAAGAAAAAUGUUUUCUGCAUGAGUAGUUAAGAUAUUCCUUUUUGUCAAUAAUUAAUUUAGUUCAUACUUGUUUUUACUUUUUUUUUAUACAGGCAAAAAGGAAAGAAACGUGAUUGAAGAUUUUAUCCAUUAAUGAAAGUUUGUCAAGUAUUAAUUUUUUAGUUACAAUCCUUCACAGAGAGUAAUUUCUUCACCAGUUUUCUCAUAAGUUUCACAAAAUGCAAGUAAACAAUUAUUUAUUUUCUAUAAAAUGAACAUGGAACAUGAUUCGUACCAAUACUUAACAAGGAUCAUAUUCAGCAGUGUGUAUUAUUUCACGUGUUAGGCAUGUAAGUAAAUUAAAUGUAAACAAUUACCUGUGCUCUACAGAGACAUAUCUUUCCUUGUUGAAGCUAUUGUGCAUAUUAAACUGUAUGUUUUAAUGGACCAAACCAUAUGUAAAUGAAUGUGACUGUCCUUUAUCCAACAUUUAUCUGUGUAAUGGAGUUUAAUGGAUAAAAAUGUGAUGUUUUGGUUGUGAAACAAGCUUGCCUCUUAUGUAGAAGCUUAUAGAAAUGCUAUAGGAGUAAAUAUUGUAUGGUAUACUGCUGCUGAGGUAUUACUUUUCAAUUUAAGAAUAAUAUUAAUUAUGGAGAAUUGAAAAUGUGAUACUUUUUGCGAACAACAAAAUUGUGAAUAGAAACAUUUGUGUAAUUCCUAUUCUUAUGUAUCAAAGAAAUAUAUAGCUUAUAAUGUGUAUUGUUAAUGUAAUGUUUCCUGCAAAAACAUUCUCAAACAAAUAAAUUACAAAAAAAUAUCUAUUGUGCACCUUGUUUUGUAAGAUUUCAUAUUUGUGAUAUUUCAUUCAACCCAAAAAAUAUUUCUUUAAGAGCCUAUUACACAAAUACCAGUUCUUUUUAAUAAAAUUGUAGAUUAAAAGGAAAUUUGGAAGACAUCUUCCACUGGCAACACUGUUAGUUCAAUAACUUCAUAGAAACACCAAUUUACUACAGUAUUUUGUGGUUAAGGUUGGAAAGCUACUACACCAACCUGAUUUACAGAAUGAAUGCUAAUAUCUACAUUUCAAUACAUGAUUAUUAUUCAACUAUUUGAUGUUGUAUUCGUUAGAUCUUUGAGUAAUAAAUAUCUAACUAUACACUUCCUUUUUGAAGUGUUUAUUACAUAGGAAUUCCCCAGAUUUGGAGAAUACGAAAAUCACUCUAGUUUCAAUAACUUCAAAAUCAAAUUAUCUAUAUGCUUUGUAUUAACUUUAGUAGCACACAAAUGUUACAAUGAAGCCAAUUAAAAAAAAAAUGUAAAGUCAUAAAGAAAAUCACUGAUCUAGUAUAAAGUUUUAUUUCUAUUGAAAAUUUGUUCUUUCAUCAUAAUACAAAGGCAAACAAUGAUAAACGUAAUUUAUUCACAAUGUUAAAAUCAAAGAUCAGGCAAUAUUUACAAUAAUCAAUUCAAUCUUAUAUUCACUUAAUAAGCAAUAAGAGAAUAAUAGCAAUUAACAGCAUUCAUUAAUCAGUUUGGAAUUGUAAUACUGUUUAGUCCAAAAAUACAAUAACAACCUAGUCUAGGCAUAAUGAAAGCAAAAAAUAAAACUGUUAGUAUAUCUUAAGAAUUAUUUACAGUUGUUCAUAACAAGAUAAAAUAUGCCCAAUUGCCAUUGAUUUGUGAUACUGAUUUUUUGCCAUCUGCAACACACAUUUUAGCUGGUACGAAGUUGAUAAUCACCAUUUUGUGUUAUGUAUCUCACCCAUGGUAAAGCUUGAUACCCACUUUUCUCAAUGAUUUUCAAAUAUCUUACCUGAAUUCCAGAGGUUGUGAAAUAAGGAAUUUCAAAUUUUACUUGUAUAGGAGGCUUCCCUUCUAUAUCUUCACCCUCUACACUAGGCAAGCCAAAGUGGGCACGCAUUAAAUAUUCCUUUCCACCUGGAAAGGAUUUUAUUGUCCAUGUAAUAGCAUUUUGUUCAGGAGCAUACUUCACACUGCCAAUAGUGGUUUUAAACUUUGGAGAAUCAGCAUCAGCAGGUACAGGUAUAACAAUUUCCACAUUAUUGGCUGUUGAUCUACGUUUAAAUUGUGAUUUUGCCUUUAUCAUAUACUCUACCCUGCUAUGAGCAUGCCGCUCAAUAACUGAUUCAAUCCAAAUGAGAGGUUUUACAUGUGUAUUAAGACGGUAUGACAUUAAUUCAAAUUCACCAUCAGGUGGUAUAAAUGAAAUUGUACGAUCAUUUUCAAAUCUGGACAAUCUAACACACUGAUGAAAUUUGACAUCUUCUAGCUCCACUGAUUUUGAUUUUCCUCUACCAGUACUUUCAAAGAGUACUUUAUCAUUAAGACCUAACCGCAAUUCUGGCAUACCUGACAGAUACACUCUCAUUUUAAUAGCACCCACAAUUUCACUUCUAAGAACAUUGCCAUUAGCAUUUGCCAACAAAUUAACAGAUUCUAUUACAUCUAAAAAUACUUCAUUUUUCCUAUAUUUAAUGCCCUCUGAUCUCCAAGAAACUGCAUUAGUCACAGCCAUAGGUAUCCUUGGCUGUAUUUCAAGCUUAUGACCUUCCUGGGUUAUAUACUCCUGAAGAAUCUUACUAUCAGUAGUUUGAGGAUAACCAAAAUCAAGAAGCUCGUCCAAUAAUUCAUAAAUUAUAACAAAAUUAUCUCUAAUACUUUCCUCUUCCAACUCUUUGAAAUACUCAAUCAUUACUUGAACUAUUUUAUGAAGAAAAACAAAUACCAAUGCUAUGUUUGCAUUCUUCUUUGAGGUUGAUACGAUAUAUAAAUUGUUGUAUUUAAUGUAAGCAAAUGUACAUUCAGUCGUCUGCAGUAUUGGAGUUAACAUUCCUUCCUCCUCUUUCUCCAUGAGAAGGGCCAUGAACUUUUCUAUAACCCCCAUAUCAAUAUCACCCCGGUAAUUUCUAGAAAUAAGCACUUUCCCUUUCACGUCCAGUAUGUACACAGCGGACGACGACAUGAUGACUGCUAUCCUGCACGAUUCUCAGAUAUAAAAAUGUACUCUUCUAGUUUUCAACACUUCGCCAUUAUCACUAGACACACCUGCCGGUCCAAUUACGUAUCAGCACGAGGAGCAACGUUCAAGAAAGGCCACUUCCUUCACAAUUACAACAUCCAUUUUCCAUUUACUGCAUUUGUAAACUGUGUUGCACCAUCUUCAGGUAACGAUGAAUACAAAUACAAUAUAACAAGAAACUGCAGUGCGUGUGACAGAAACCACGUAUGCAAUUACUGGCCAUAGGCCAGCAGUCCAGCACCAGCCAGCAUAGCAUAAGCAACCCAAAGAGUAUAUCUUAAGCAAGCAACCAACCAACCAAGCUUUCGAGCGAGCGAGCGAGUAAGCAACCACG